Molecule: messenger RNA, 849 nt
Organism: Nerophis lumbriciformis (worm pipefish)
Lineage: Eukaryota; Metazoa; Chordata; Actinopteri; Syngnathiformes; Syngnathidae
Source: RefSeq, a predicted model, not a curated record
GGGAGCAAAAUGGCAGAAGGCAGCGUGGCUAGCCAACCCCAAAUCUUUGUGGUGGACAGCCCCGCCAGUUUCUUGCCCCUGCACAGACCUGUGAAAAAAACACAGUGGAUUCCGACAGGGCACAAGUUUCUUCUCCUGCUGGUGGCGCUGGCCAUGCUGGGACUUGUUGUUGAAGGAUGUUUUGUCUAUAAACUUUACAGGAAAACAGAGGCAUUUUCCAUCUGCGUGUCAGAUCCUCUCUGUCGAAACACGUCCAACUAUAAAUCAUCUGCCCGGGAGGCUGGCUCCACAAAAGGUCAAGUGGCAUCUGAGUGAAGCUCCAAUGAAGUUCACCCAAUACAAACUCUGCUGGGACCUAAACCCUUCGCACACCUGAUGUGUAAAAGCAAUCCUGUCGGGGAAAAAAAUGUGGUGCAGUGGAUUGACAAAGAUGGCGACGCCAUCACCCAUCAAAUGAGCUACAACAAUGGCCGCCUGUUUGUGGAGAAGGAUGGUUUCUACUACCUCUACUCCAAAGUGCAGAUUAACGCUGCAGAGGUGUGUUCUCUCAUCCAGCACAAGGUGAUGAAAGACACCAAGGCAUAUGACCAAUCUAUAGAACUGAUGAAGUCAAAGAGGUCACGCUGCUGGACCCCAAAACCUUCAGGUGUCAAGUCAUCAGAAGGUGAAGACAUAUGGGACAGUUAUCUGGCGGGGAUCUUCCACCUACAGUACGGAGAUCAAAUUUUUGUCACAUUAGAUAGUAUAGAAAAGUUGCGCCCUGGACCGACUGAAAAUUUUAUGGGCGCUUUCAUGAUAGCUCCAGGGAGCGUAGAAGCAAAACCAACGACAACAUUUGUCUCAUUGUGA